AUGGACUCUGCCGUAACGGGCGAUCCGCCUUCUGGCAGGUUUCAGGGAUAUUUCUCGGCAACACCUGGCCAAGAUGCUUUUGUAAGAUCGAGGAGUGUUACGCAUUCCGGUCCCGGUGUAGGGUCGUCGACGGCUCGUGCCACGUACAUCGGCACGCAGAAUAGAAUUCCCUUCGGGACGCCAACGACAUACUUCCCUGCAUCAUCGUCUGCCUCUGCAUAUCCUGGUGCAGCACAAAGUCGAUAUAGGUCCAUGUUAGACGUGGGCUCGUCAUCGUCAUCGGCCGCUCAGAAUCGUGCGCUGCCGCCACCUCCACCACCGCUGGCCGAGGAGGACGAAUGUCCCAUUUGCCAUCGAGAACUCCCACCUCGGCACCUACCCGACUUUGAAGCUCUUCGGGAAGCCCACAUUACCAUCUGCAUUACAUCACACAGCAGAUAUCCUGGCGGAGGCGGCGGAACGCCGGGUGAGACCCCUCAGGAUUCCGUUGUCGGCACCCCUCCGCCGCUUGCUGCUCGUCGGACUGGCAUGUUCCCCUACGUGGCGACGGAGAAAGACUGUGUUGACUCAGCAGAGUGUACCAUUUGUCUGGAAGAGUUCGUAGCCGGUGUACAGAUGGCGAGACUCGAGUGCCUCUGUCGCUUCCACCGGUCGUGCAUUUCCGCGUGGUUCGUCAACCACCCAGGACGCUGUCCUGUUCAUCAACACGACAGUUACGGCUACUAG
Messenger RNA from Verticillium alfalfae VaMs.102, 726 nucleotides. RefSeq names its product FYVE zinc finger protein. The coding region runs from base 1 to 726 and encodes 241 amino acids. The transcript has 2 exons. The record is from RefSeq and is a predicted model, not a curated record. Lineage: Eukaryota; Fungi; Ascomycota; Sordariomycetes; Glomerellales; Plectosphaerellaceae.